Molecule: messenger RNA, 1828 nt
Organism: Sardina pilchardus (European sardine)
Lineage: Eukaryota; Metazoa; Chordata; Actinopteri; Clupeiformes; Clupeidae
Product: serum amyloid P-component-like
Exons: 4
Coding region: 102-1067 (321 amino acids)
Source: RefSeq, a predicted model, not a curated record
CAUUUACAGAGAAACGAAACUCCAGCUGCAGACCAACAAAGCUAUUCAGAGAUCUGUCUAGGUCUUGAUUUCAAACAGUAGACAGCAAGGACGCAUGAACAAUGGCUCUCUCUCUGGCCUCCAGUUUAUGGUUGGUGUUCAUACUAGCGGCCUCUGUGAGCAGCAGCAUUGCUUGGCCUGCUUGGACUACUGCCACUGAUCCACCUACUGCCACUACUUGGCCUGCUACCUGGCCUACGACUACCGGUACUUGGCCUACUACUGAAGAUUGGAGAUGGACAACCACACCUUGGUGGCGCUGGACAUCAAGCCCUCCCCCAGGUCAAGACCUGACUGGCCGCAUGUUCAGCAUCAUGUCUGGGAGUGUCAUCACAUUCCGCGGUUUCCCCCGUUACCAAGACACCCAGGCGUUCACUGUGUGCCUGCGCAUCAUCAGUGAGCUCCAGCCCAGCACUGCUCUUUUCACCAUGACCAUGAGCAACAGCCCCACCCUGACCGUGAGGACGUCACCCUACGGGCACGACGAGAUGACCGUGGAGGUGGGCCAGGCGUCCAAGAUCCUCAACACCGUAGCGGAGGUGCCCUCGUUUGGGAAGCUCUCUCCGUGGACCAGCCUGUGUGUGACCUGGGACUCGGCCACAGGCAUGACCCAGCUGUGGAAGGACGGGAAGAUGAGUGUCAGGAAAGGCAUGUGGAGGGGCCAGUAUUUCUAUGGCCCGCCAGUAAUGACUCUAUCAGGGUUCGAAGGUCAGGUGACUGACAUUCACAUGUGGGACAAGGCCCUGCCCUUCUCCAGCCUACGCUCCUACAACCAUGGCUGGGGCUACCCGGCUGGAAACCGGCUGAGCUGGAGGGAGGCUAGCUACACCUCCCAGGGCUACGCGGUCCUGGAGGAUGCCUACAGCAGCCAGGGGGAGCUUGGAGAGAAAGAUCGCACUGGGAUGCAGCAGCGGAGGAGGCACUGGAAGAAGCAUGGGAAGCUGGGAAAUGUAGUCCAGGAGGGGCCGGAGAGUGGACAAGGUUGUCUGGGUCUGAGGAAGCACUGUGGGAAGAGACCGGUGCUGUAAGGAGUGAGAGAGGAAUUGGAAGCUUUGCAGUCAUAUUUACAGUAAUCACUUGAUUAGAUAAUGAUUAAACUUUUAAAUAAUAAUUACAAUUUUGUAUGUCGCUUUGGACAAAGGCGUCUGCUAAAUAACUAUAACCAUAACCAUAGGCAUAAACUGCAGUGAUGUGCAAUUUAACAUACCAUUUAUAUUUCUACAUUGAUUGUCAUACUGAGCCAUUGCAUUCAGAAAGAAUAAAACCUGCACAGAACAAUGGUGGAAUGCUCCGGGCUCCAAAUCAGGCUGUAGUGUCUGCCACAUGUGUUUCUACUCAGUGACCUUUGAGUAAAGUGUCUUGUGUCAGUCACUCAGUGUGGUUACAUGCAAACAAUCAGAUUUCCCUCCAAUAGAGUAAACUGAGUUCUCCGAAUGAACUACAAUUUCAUAAAAAUGUAUCUUUGUCAUGUAACCAAAAUACUCUGAUUACAUUGAAGUUCUAUGGCAACUUACACUGUUGUGGAACAGAAUAUUUUGUUUGAAUGUUCAAAAUUGUCCUGCUGAAGGGUUCUGGGAAUCGGAAUUUACUUGUUCACAACAUGUAAAAUAAAGUAGCAUAGUCCAAAUUCUGAGAAUACUCAAAUUGGUGCUUUACUCCGAUUAUUUGCGCACAUAACUCAACUGAGUGACAGUGAUUAUGAUUGUGAUUUGUUGGUGAUGUUUAUUGCUUUGUCAUGGAGCACUGAGUGUUAGAUUGAUGAGGAGAUACAUUUAUUGAAAUAAGUUUA